This is a messenger RNA of Bursaphelenchus okinawaensis, 4863 nucleotides long. The record is from the annotation of a GenBank genome assembly. Lineage: Eukaryota; Metazoa; Nematoda; Chromadorea; Rhabditida; Aphelenchoididae.
AUGAAAAAUGCGAUGUGGAGGUAUAUCGUGUCAUUGGCGCCAUUCUUUGUAAUCGUAUAUCCUCAACCUCCACCUUCACCAUGGGCUCAGAGUCAGGCCUUGAGACAGCAGACUGCCAGGCUUGGCGCGGAUCGCCCUUGUUAUCCGUCUGGUCCGAAUCCGCCGCAAAUGGCGCCAAUUGCGACACCGGCUUCGAUGCCUCCGCCGACGCCGUUCGUUCAUUCGCCGCAGGCAAUUCCCGGUUCGCCGAUUGAGUUUCCACUUCUGAAUGAACAGAGUGCACCGUCGGGGCAGGUUCGGCAUUCGGAUCAAGGUCCUUUGGGUCGGGAAGUCGUGACAGUCUACAGAAGGGCUGAGACAUCACUGACUCAACUGCCGCUACAACCUGGGCCUUCUUUUACUGGGGAUUUACAGGUAGGUUUGACAGUAUAUUGUAUUCAUAACGGACAGUAAAAUAACGUUUACUGUAUAAACACGUUUAACUUUGACUUUCAGAUAGCGCAUCCACCUUCCCCGCACGAAAGAGAUUGGGUAUUGGCUACAGGGAACGAAACCGCGAUUGACAAUGUUUUAGCCAUCUCUUUGAUGUAUGGUGGUCGAUUAGCGUCGAUGGGAUUCUUUUAUCGUGGCACAGACAUAUUUUACUAUGCCAUCAUGCACAAAUACAGUGGCCCUGUGUUUUUGAAGCCCAAUCCUUACACUUAUACCGAGCUGAUGAGGGUGGCGCGGUAAGUUGUUAACGUUCUAUAUUAUUAUAGUGUUGAUAUCAGUCUUUCCACUAAAGAAUGUUACAGCUGCACGGUGCAGUCUCCGAGAAAAUCGCGCCUUUUUUAUUCCGCUGCACAGUGCAAAUUUCCCGCGCGAUCACCCGAUACAGCCAACGAUGUGAGGAUAGAUUGCACAGUGCAAUCCCUUCAGUGUCGCACCGGUCGGUUGUCGCAGGAUUCAAUGACUUGCAACAGUCAAAAAAACGUGUCGCAAUCCUCCCAUUGAACACAGUUGUGGCUUGAGCGUUGCGACAACCGCGACACACUGUCGCAUCGCCAUUCGAAGCGCGACACGACAGUUUGCCGCAAAGCUUUGCACUUGCGACAUUGCGAUUUCCAUUGGGAUGUCGCCGGGUGCAAGCGACUGUCGCAGACCUUGUCGCUUGUCGCCCAAUUCUCGGCGCGACAGCGAUUCCUUCAAACUGCACUGUGCAGUUUUGUAACAUUCUUUUCGGGAAAGACUGAUAUGUUAUUUUAUCAGUCGUUCCACUAAAGAAUUACACAACUGCACUGUGCAGUUCCUGGGAAAAUCGCGCCCUUUUUUAUUCCCCUGCACUGUGCAGAUUCCCCCGCGAUCGCUUACAACACCAAGCGAUGCUGGAAAGACUGCACAGUGCAAGCCCCCAAUUGUCGCACCGGUCGUUUGUCGCUGGAGUCAGGGGACUUGCGACAGUCAAAAGAAACUUGUCGCAAACCUUCCACUGAUCACAGUGGUGGGUUGGGCGUUGCGACAACCGCGACACGCUGUCGCAAGGCUUUGCACCUGUGACAUUGCAAUACCCCUUUUGAUGUCGCAGGGUGCAAGCGAAUGUCGCACAACUCGCUGUAUGUCGCGCGACGUCCCCCAAUUCUCGGCGCGACAGCGAUUUCCCCAAAUUGGAGUUUGCGAUUUUGUGUAAUUCUUUAGUGGAAAGACUGAUAUUUCGCGAAAUAACAUUGAUUAUGAUUAUCUUGUCGUGUAGAUGGGACAGAGAGGCUUGGACAAAACAUUUUUGGGUUUAUAGGUGUUGAUUUUAGUACAAAUUCAACUUUUUUGAAAUAAAAUUAUAGGGAGAAUGAAGAAGUCGAACUAGGACUGACUCAGUUAUGUGGACAAGACAACGGGCAAGGAAAAGUAACUUUCUCGACGUACUGGGAGAAGAUUCCAGGUAUUUCUUUCAAAGUAAGUUUACAUAACUGUCUUGAUCGGGCUUCAUUUUAUCGCUGUUCCAAUCCAAAUAUGUCCGCAAUUUAAAAAAAAAAUUGAAAAAUGUACUAAACGCUGGCAAAAUGAAUUAGAAACUUUCAGAUUUGGUUCCCCGGUACUCGAGAAGCUGAAAUGCAGAGAAUCAAGUUUGAAAAUGAAGGAUAUCGACUCACAAGCUUAUGUGGUUACAGUGUCAAGGUAUAUUUCAACUUUUCUGUUCAACUUUAACCUAGAACUAAGUAUAUUAUUGAUUUAAACCUAUAUUAACACAUUUUUCAGAACCGAGCUCAGUACGUUGGAGUAUGGUCCAAGCCUGCCCUCUCCAACACUCCAUACGAAGCGUACUACGGCUUAACAAUGACGGAAUGCCUAGAAAAGGACAAGUCUCUGAAAGCCAAAGGCUAUGUCGCCGUCCAGUUCAGAGUGUUCAACAACGGAAAUGAUGUAGGUAACGAGAUGUUCUGUUAUCUUGUACUUGACAGGUUCUAUGCGCUGCCAUCUGGGAGUAUCAACCAAAGAAGUGGCAUACGAUUGAAUGGGGCACAGAGUUACAGGCGAUUCAGAAGAAAGUCACACAAUACAGUAACUCUCUGCCUAGGAGUCGCCUGCCACGACAAGUGUCACACUACAUCGACGCGGAGCAGAAGGUGACAUACGUUGUGUUGUGGAGUGACUUACACUCGUUUAGGUAUCCAAACCCACCUGAAAUCUGGGCUAACAAAAGGUAAGUUGAGGUAUGUUUGGAAGAGGUUAAAAUACAUUUUUUGGGUAUAAAAUUAUUGGAGGGCAUGUACUGUUAAUUUGGGGAGGUUUUUUGGAAUGGGUGAUUUCUUUAUAAGUUUUAAUUAUUUGGGAGGGGUAAAAAAAGCACUUGCUUUGCUACAACAGUUGUAUCAGCAUCAAAGUGCUCUCCAGAAAUACGACUUUGGGUCUUUGCGCAACUUGUUACGAAAUAGAACGACAAAUUGCGGCAAAACAAUAGUUUAAAAUUUUAGUUUUUGCAAAAAAGUUAAGUUUCAAUGAAAAUACAUAAGACUCGUUACCUAUAAAAAGAUAUUCGUUAUAUAAGUGAAUCAUUCAAGAGUUUUAUUAUCAUAUAAUACUGACCUGUAUACUACUGUAACUUUAAUUCCAGUCAUAUCCCAACCACCUACCUUCCCGGCACAACCGACCUACUGAAGUCGGACCAACUCGAGUUCAUCGUGAAGCGAGUCGAACAUUUUAUGAGAGAUUUGGACAUUCCUGGCCUUUCAGUGGCCAUCUCCAAGAAUGAGCGACUAAAGUUCGCGGCCGGUAUGUUUGGGACUGGAUUACAUUAUAGAAGUUUAGGAUUCGGUUACAGUAAUGUCAGAAGACAAGAACUCGUCACUCCGAUGCAUCAAUUUCGUGUUGGAUCAGUUUCGAAGCCCAUAACGGCUGCCGCGAUAUUAACAUUGGUGGAUCAGGGAAGACUGAGGCUGGACCAGAAGGUUUUUGGACCGGAUUCGCUUUUUGGUACAGUUACUUCAAAUUCGAUAUCUUUGGACUAAAACCUAAAUUUUUGAUAUUAACAUAGACUUUAUUAUUGAAUUUUAGGCCCAAUUUUAAACUGUAAUACCUGUAGUUUACUUGCAGUCAGGGCCGGGCGCGAGGGGGGGGGACCCCCCCCCCCCCCAGAAAAAAAUUUUCAAAAAAAUUUGAACGUGGUCCCCCCCCCCUGUGGAUUUUUGGAAAAAAAUUUUCGCAAAAAAUCGGCAAAGUGCCGAUUUUUUGGACCCCUGCCCCCAGACCAAAAGUCCCCGCCCGGCCCUGCCUGCAGUCAUUUUAAAAUGUAAUUUUUUACCUUAUAUUUACCAUCCUUAUCCCCUCCCAAUUUCAGGAGCUGAAUUCUCUCGCAAGAAGCCCUACGGCCGUUACGUGACAGACCUGACCGUGAGGAACCUUCUCGAACACACAUCCGGCAAGAUUACCCUCCAAUUUUAAACAAUAUGAUCGUAUUUUAGGUGGCUGGAACAACCUCGAAAACGACCCUGCUUGGAUUGAACCUCGGAAACCGACUUCAGAACUCAUCGGAAUGGUACUGGAGUCUCAACAGUUGGUCUUCAAGCCUGGUAAAACAUGGAUCUACUCCAACUUUGGGUACCAGUUGCUGGGACACAUCAUUGAGAGGAUCAGUGGGAUGAGUUACGAACAGUUUGUGAAGAAGCACGUGUGGGAGAGGGUGGGGGUGGAUGAGAUUCAGAUUGCCAGGCCGACGAUCGCUGAGAAGUCACGGUAGGGAAGAUUUUAAUUUCAAAUCAAAAUUUUUGAAAUUAUAAACGGUUUUUAAAAUAAAAUCUUUUUUUUUGAUGUUAUGUUAGCUACAAAUCAUUCCAAAAUAAAACUUUUCAGCCGAGAAGUGUUCUACUACAUGUCAGGCAACCGUGUAGGCUUCAAUCCCUACGAGAUGCCUCCGCCCGAGCGUACUGGGCCUUGGGGAGGAUGGAUCGCGUCCCCAAUAGAACUACUGAAAAUAAUGUCGCAUUUGGACGGGUUCUCUUACCGUGCUGACCUUCUGAGUCCGUGGGCAUUGAAAGAAUGGACUAAACCGUCACCAGCCUCAAAUGGAACCUAUGGUUUAGGCUGGUCGAUCAAUGUAAUGGGCUUUAAUGGAUGGCAACAUGAUGGACGAAUGCCUGGUUCGGCUUCGAUGUUGGUGAGGUUAGACAAUGGAUUGGAAAUGGCAGUGGUUGUGAAUAAGGUAAGUUCAGAGGGGAUGUUUUUCAAAAAAAUGUAAAUGUAAGAAGUAAAAUAAUAUAUAAAUUACAGGAGUAUAGUGAAAGAGACUUUUUCCACGAACUCGGCUACAUUCUACAUCAUAUUGGCCAGAACUGUGAUUGGUGGUCGCGGCCUGAUGUGGAUUUGUUCACAAUGAACUCGUUAAGGGUGUAG